AGAGAAGGAGAGGAAGGUUGGGAAAGUAAAAGAAGGUAGAAGAGGGAAGAGUGUUAAAAAGGGUGGUGGUGACUGGGCAAGCCCGACUAAUUGUAUAUAACUGUACAUUGGAUGAAUUAUUUGAUAUGAUUGUAAAAAUAAAACUUUUUAUAAAAAAAAAAAUGUACUUUGCGAUUGUGGUAAACAUGUUUGUGUAACCCCCUGAUCUGGUAUCGGUUCCCCAAUAUACUAUUCUUGGAAUUGUAACCAUAUAUGGAAUGUAACAUGCUGAGACAAUGUAUUUGCAGCCUGCACGUAGCAAUAAGGUAUAUAAAGCCUUGCUGGAAAUCCCCUGACUUGUUCAGACCAACAGCUUUGUUCUGUAUCUUGAACCUGCGCAUAUAUAAUAAACCCUUCCUUCCCAGAGGAGCUGGCUUGUGUCUCGUCUUUCUACAACAGCUUCCGUGGCGACCCAGAUGGGACACUAAGCGAGACGACAUCUCGUUGAGGGCGGCUUGACCCCUCGGACCCUCCCAGGGGCCACUCCUGAACAUUCUCCAGGCGCCACGGGGGUGAGUCCUCCGGGAGACGGUAGUGACACCUCGGCGGGGUCGACGGUGUUGAUAGCCAGUCCAAGAACUCUUGCGGGAAGGAACGGAGGUCUGAACCGAAUCCUGGCCAGGACGUGUGUGUGUGAAGACGCCGCAGGCGAGUAUAUGUAAACUGUUUGUGUACCUAUCUCAUUUGAAGAUAGAAGAGGGGGCCCGAUCACCCCCCUGGACUCGGGACGGCUGUCCUAAAGAAGUCCUGUUAGGCUGUGUGGGUGGUUAAGUCAUCGCAGUUCCAGUUAGUGACCGUCGGAACGUCCGGCACUACUGGUCGGUGGCAGUGUUGUUAGGAUGGGUGGAGGUAGUAGCACGCCAAGCACACCUUUGGCAUGUAUGUUGAAAGGGUUUGAUAAUUACUUUAACAAAGCGAAGUACAGGGUUCCCUACCCCCCAGCAACGAGGGAACGCUUGCAAUACUUAUGUCAACAAAUAGGGCCACACAUGGGAGUGGGUUGGCCACCAGAAGGCACGUUUAAGGAUCAGAUCAUAGGAGACCUCUUUGCCCUUGUAGCGGCCAAUGAGGAACAAUAUCCGAAUCAAUACCAAUACAUAGAUCAGUGGCAAACUGCCGUGGACGAACAGGCUGAUGAUUUGUUGCAGUGUCAGGCCGAGAUGGUCCGCUUGUGUGUAGCUCGGCCGAAGGGGAAAGGAAAAGGGAAAAAGCUGAACAUGGUCACUAAGAGGGUGAAGGAUGUAAAAGUGUCUGAGACUAAAGUGUCGGAUACUAAGAAAGAGAUGUUGAUUCAGGAGGAAGAGACAAUCUUGAGACCCCCGCCGUAUGCACCCCAACCACCGGCCCCGGGAGCACCCCCCCUGCUCCCGCAGGCGGCUGCCGGGGACGGGGACGAGAAUGAUGAAGCCGGGGGCAGUGAGGUGGCUGACCCAGGCGCCAAACCAAAAACAAAAAGGCGACCCAAAAAGGGAAAAGCCGCCAGAACGGCAAAGGUAGAGGAGGAAGUUACAGACAGUGAGGAAGAGGAUGAUGAAGGCGAAGGUGGUAUAGAGAUUGAAGUUGGGGUAAUGACAAGGGCAAGGGCCGCCAAAGCAGAAGCCGUGGCAGCCGAAGCCCAGGAUGAGUUUAUGGCUCCAUUGAGGCAGAUGGACCAGCAAGUGGUAAACCCGCAGGGUGUGGUAGAAUAUCGACCAUGCUUCCAAUAUAUUCCUUUCUCAACAACUGACCUUUUGAACUGGAAACAGCAUUAUGGGCCAUUGACCACUAAACCCACAGAGAUGGCCGACCUGUUUCAAACCAUAAUGCAAACCCAUAACCCCAAUUGGUAGGAUGUGCAGCAGCUGUUAAACACGCUGCUGACACCAGAAGAAAGGGAAAAGUGGAAAGCAGCAGUUAGAACUUGCCUUAGAGAACGGUUUCCCAACGUGGCAGAUCUAGGGCAAGAGAUGGCGGCUAGGGCUCCUGACCGUGACCCCGGUUGGGAUCCAAAGGAGGCAGACCAGAUGACGAGGCUGAGGGAAUAUCAGAAUCUGACUGUAGAAGCACUGAGAAAGGCAGGAAAACCUCCGGUCAAUAUGUCUAAGCCCUCCCUGAUAAUGCAGAAAGCGGAUGAAAGUCCUGAGAGUUUCUUACAAAGGUUGAUCGAGGCAUAUGAGCUGUAUACACAGGUUGACCCAAGGCAACCGGAGAAUGUGCGCAUGUUAAAUGAGAGGUUUAUAGCGCAGAGUUAUGACGACAACAGGAAAAAGUUGCAGAAACUAGAGGGAGCUCUAGGGAAGAAUACUACCAGAUAUCAGUCCUUUUGCUAAAAAUCUCUUUGUAGCAAUGGCAGUAAGGUGGGUUGCUAAAGUAACAUGAGAACCAAACAUACAGGCCUUCGGCCGUAGGCCCUAGAGACAUCUUUGGUCAAGCGAAAGAAAGGCCUUGUCAGCUGUAACAGAGAAGUAGCUUUCCCAAUAGACCGUAUACCCAUGUACCACCCAUAAAUGUGCUAAGCUCGGAUAACCACAUCCUGCUGUUUUGCAGAAAAUGUACUUUGCGAUCGUGGUAAACAUGUUUGUGUAACCCCCUGAUCUGGUAUCGGUUCCCCAAUAUACUAUUCCUGGAAUUGUAACCAUAUAUGGAAUGUAACUUGCUGAGACAAUGUAUUUGCAGCCUGCACGUAGCAAUAAGGUAUAUAAAGCCUUGCUGGAAAUCCCCUGACUUGUUCAGACCAACAGCUUUGUUCUGUAUCUUGAACCUGCGCAUAUAUAAUAAACCCUUCCUUCCCAGAGGAGCUGGCUUGUGUCUCGUCUUUCUACAACAGCAGGAGAUCUUGCUAAGACCCUUACUGUCAAGAACUGCUUUGUAUGUGGAGGUACCAACAUAGGUGAACAAUGGCCCUGGAAAGCAGCAGAGGCAGCCCCCACACUAUAUAAUAACAUGUUGGCAGCGGGCAAUAUGUUAAGUACAAAUACGAUUAAUAAAAUAAUAAUAAAUAUCUCAGCCAGACUCAAUAGACAGGACAUUAUUUGGACGUUAACAAUAACCUUGGUAGGAAACAAUUGUUUCACACAUAAUGGGUCAAAUGAAGUGGGAAAUCUGAUAUGCCUUGGUUCCUGGGAUGAAACCUAUACUGUCUGGCAGUCACCAGGAAACAGCUCGCAACCUGCUAAAUUUAAUGUAACCUUUUUAUCCUACCUUAAUGCGUCUGAUCCUAGUCAUGUGUGGAUAGCCCCGGAGAAUAUGUACUGGAUCUGUGGGAGGCUAGCAUAUGAGCAAUUGCCUUAUAAUUGGUCAGGCUCAUGUGUCCUAGGCUGGAUUAAACCGGCGUUUUUCCUUCUGCCCAUUCAAUCAAGACAGGUGCUAGGUGUACCAGUGUAUGAACACUUAGGGAAAAGAGAAAAAAGAGCCUCCUUCAAGUAUGAUACAGCCCAUCCCGACUCUGCAUUUGCAAACUUUCCAUGUAAAAAUCUAGCAGAAUAUGAAGCAAGACACCGACAGUGUACAGAUAUGGACUAAUGAAAGAAUUGUAUGUACCUAUGGCAGGGCAACUUGGGCCGAAGAUCGGUCUUGGGGCUAUCGUACCCCGGUCUAUUUACUCAACCGCCUCAUCAGACUGCAGGCAGUCCUUGAUAUGGCUGGGAACCGAACCAGACAGUUAUAGAGGUGCAAAUGACAGACUCAAUAAUUCCUCUGUAGAAGGAACCAAGAAGAACCAAGGAUAUAGGCCUCAAGCCCGAGGGACAUCUUUGGUCAAGCAAAAG
This is a messenger RNA of Ahaetulla prasina, 3785 nucleotides long. RefSeq lists its product as uncharacterized. The transcript is spliced from 2 exons. Lineage: Eukaryota; Metazoa; Chordata; Lepidosauria; Squamata; Colubridae. The coding region runs from base 879 to 1868 and encodes 329 amino acids. The record is from RefSeq and is a predicted model, not a curated record. Gene Ontology annotation, biological process: viral process.